GAAAAAAAUUCAAACCUCAAAAUUGACUUUCUCUCUUAACAUACGAUUCACAUUCAGUCAUUCCCAGAACCCAAUUCCGAAAAUGCAGCGAUUAUUUCGCACACGCCCGCGCCUCGUCUUCGCGGCCACAGCAGUAGCAGGUACUUCGUGUACCGCUGCAGCGGCGUUGUACCUUAGGAUACGUGAUUGUCGGUUCGAACCAUUCGGCCCGGAGACAGAUCGAGUUUUCUUUGCGCAUUCGCUGUUUAAGCAGACGAAUCCCUUUAACAAGCCAAUGUCGGCCGAUUCGUGUGUGCGGGAGGUCCCGUUCGAGAGGCUGGAUCAAGAGCUGCUUGAGGAUGCACGUGCGGGGGGCACGAAGCUUAUUGAAAGGUUUUCGCAAGGGCUUUGGGGAGGUUCAGGUUAUGCUAUUCAGAGAAGGAUCAUGGAAUUUACGAAGAAUGAUGAGAACAAGGAAGACGUGUGGUCUAAAGAAGACCUACUCGCAUGCAAAUAUUCACCAGGUACAUAUCUCACAAACCACUUCCUGGUUCUCUCCAAGACACCAACGUCCAUCAUGUUGCGCGGCUGCUUCGACCCACAUCACUCAACGCCAAGACCAGUGAAUGUGGAUAACCUUAUCGACUUGCAAGCUUAUAUCGACCAAGAGAAGAGAGCUGCAGUUUUCAAACUCCGUGCAGCGACGUUUGAUGGGACGGAGGAGGCGAGCGAGAAAGAGGAUCCGUUCGGAGGCGUGGGUGGGUGGUUGCAUAGGCAGUAUUCUUCGUUGUUGGUUGAAUCUGGAGCGCAGAAUUGUAUGAUGUAGAGUUGCUUGAGUAACAUGUAUUAUUGUGUAUUAGAUGGGUGUAUAUUAUUGUAGACUAAGAUAGAUGUACAUUAUUGUAUGAUAAGAUAGAUAGACAUGUAUUUCGCAUUAGAACGCUUCUAGAGUACCG
Molecule: messenger RNA, 935 nt
Organism: Aaosphaeria arxii CBS 175.79
Lineage: Eukaryota; Fungi; Ascomycota; Dothideomycetes; Pleosporales
Exons: 3
Coding region: 83-805 (240 amino acids)
Source: RefSeq, a predicted model, not a curated record